UGUAGCAAACAAACAAACAUCAACUCAAUUUGUACGUGUACAACAUCAUAAUCGCCUUAAAUGUGGAGACGUAUGAGUUUGUGAUAUGUGUGUGUGUGAAAGUUUUUCUCACGCAAAACUUGUUGUGCACACAAGUAUUGUGAUUAUUUGGUCUGAAAGUUUUCGAAGAGGCAAACCAUGUCUUAUCUAUUCGAUUCGAUUCCAUUGAAAUCGGUAUUAGUGUUUCUUUUGUUUGCAGUCAUUGCAACCACCGUGAAACACACAACAGACAGCCGAAAUAUAUUUGGUGCAGGUUGAAAUUGAAAUACCAUAAAAUGUGCUCUAAUUUUAUAUCGAAUGUGCGAUGUACUACAAAAGGCCGACCUAUUCAAUAGAAACUCAAUCAACCAUACUAACUAUACGAUUCGCUACAAAUAUGUUGACAAUUUAUUCGGUGGAGCCAUUUUCUUUGCCCAAAUAAAUAUAACUGGAGCACAUAAUAGUACGUCGGAAGUAGAUUAUUUAAAGGAGAUUUAUACCGAUCGUAAACAUUUCGUCGAUGCAACCAUUGAUGUUAUAAAUGCAACCAAUUUUACGUCAUCCGUAGAGGUUCGAGGUUUUGUUGGCAUAAAUAUUGAUGGUAUCUCUUUGCAACUUCUACCAGAACAAGUAAAGCCACAUUCGUACGCAUUGAUUUGCACACAAAAUGUGGCCAAAGAGAAGUUACAACAAAAGCCUUUGAUCGAACUUGGCAACCGAAUGCCGAAGGAUAUUCUUAUACAGUAUCGACAAGAGUACAGCAAUAAUCGAACAUUUAGCUUAUAUUUUCACGAUCAAUACGUUAAUAUAACCUACAUAUUGGUGAAAGUAAACUCACCAUGGGUCAUUGUCUUCACCAACAAAAUCAUUGCAACCAAAAACUAUUUUCAAGCCACCGUUUAUGAGUUGAAACGAAACAAUUUCCAAGUUGAAAUGUUUAUUUUUGGUACGAAAAAGGAACAAACAUAAAUAUCAAAGAAAUUGCUUUGCUUUAAAACACACUUCAGACCGUAAUUAUGAAGAGAGUCGGAGAUUUUGAAAUAUAAAUUUAUAAGGAAACACGCAAAUGAAAACUGUUGUUUGUUGGAAAGAAACUGAAAUAACGAGAGGGUCACAUCAUCGUUUAUUAAGAAUAUUACUUUCAAUUUAUAUAUAACAUAAUGAUUUAUGGUUAAUAUUCCACAGUUAUGUUUAUGUUAUUUGCAAUUUUAUUCUAUAUCAUCUGAGCAAUAUAGUGAUAAGAAAAAGAACCGAAAUAAGUAUAUGACAUCAAUAUAACAGUUUAGAAAUUGACAAGUGUGAUUUUAUCGAAUAAAGUUAUCUUCAGAUUCUCCCCUAGAUUAAGUGUUCAAAAUUCAAUUCAUUUAAAGUGUUAAAAUUUUAACCAGUUUUUUACAACUUGAUACUCACAUUAGGUUAAAUUUAUGUUGUUACGUAUUCAUCUUGAUUUCAUACGACAAAUAUUUGUGUGUAUUUUUUUCAAUCAACAAGAGCGAUAGUUUCUCAUAAUAAAGCGUAAAAGUCUUAUUCAGUCACAUACGUUUUUGUUGGAUCUUAA
Contarinia nasturtii (swede midge) is the source of this 1576-nucleotide messenger RNA. RefSeq lists its product as uncharacterized. The coding region runs from base 337 to 987 and encodes 216 amino acids. The transcript has 4 exons. Lineage: Eukaryota; Metazoa; Arthropoda; Insecta; Diptera; Cecidomyiidae. The record is from RefSeq and is a predicted model, not a curated record.